This is a messenger RNA of Fusarium mangiferae, 609 nucleotides long. RefSeq lists its product as uncharacterized. The transcript has a single exon. The record is from RefSeq and is a predicted model, not a curated record. Bases 1 to 609 code for a protein of 202 amino acids. NCBI's taxonomy places the organism in Eukaryota, Fungi, Ascomycota, Sordariomycetes, Hypocreales, Nectriaceae.
AUGGAGAUGUCGUGGAACCAGAACGCUGGCAACUACCCAAGAGAAGCAUCACCACGAGCUGUCGAAGGACAUGAUAACGAUAAUUGGCAAACACCAGGAAAUCCAAAGAACCGCCAGUCUAGCGGUGACCCCGAUCCCUGGGCUGGCGAUCAAUACCCUGGCCUUUCCGAACACCAAGAUGGCCAUGACGAUCAUGGGCACUUGGCCAAAUGCGUCACGACACGCAGACGCCGAGCCGCUCGCUCACCGUCGUCCGCAGAACCCGUAAGCGCAAUCUCACUUUCUCUCGAACGAUUUGCCAAAAUGAGCGCUCGCUUGCAUUGUGUAGAGGACGAGAAUUUCGAUGUUGACACCGUCGCAUGGCUCGUCAUGGGCCUUGGACCUGAUGAGUCUCGGAGACGGCUGUUCUACUUUUACGACCAUGCGGCAGUGGACGUAUGGUAUUGUUUGGGCGAUGUGGUUUCGCAGCCAGUACGCCAUUUGACUGAACUUGGUUCAUCCCAGGAGGCAUGUAUCUCACAUGGGCUAUCGUGCAAGCGAGUGAUGGUAGUCAAGGAUGAACUUGAUUUCCGACGUCUCCGUUUCGAGUCGGUCCAUCGCGAUGAGUGA